Messenger RNA from Clarias gariepinus (North African catfish), 825 nucleotides. Its product is annotated as fibroblast growth factor receptor 1-A-like. The transcript is spliced from 6 exons. Gene Ontology annotation, cellular component: plasma membrane. Gene Ontology annotation, molecular function: fibroblast growth factor receptor activity; fibroblast growth factor binding. The annotation marks the transcript as partial. NCBI's taxonomy places the organism in Eukaryota, Metazoa, Chordata, Actinopteri, Siluriformes, Clariidae. The record is from RefSeq and is a predicted model, not a curated record.
UCAGAGCGUUCGCCUCACAGGCCUAUUCUCAAAGCCGGUCUGCCUGCUAAUCGUGCAGCAGUGGUGGGCAGCGAUGUGGAGUUUGAGUGCAAAGUCUACAGUGACUCGCCAGCACAGAUCCAGUGGCUCAAACACAUGGAGGUCAAUGGCAGUAAAGUGGGAGAAGACGGUGUGCCCUACGUCAAAGUCUUAAAGAUAAACGUCAACACUUUGCAGUUAAAGAAUGUGUCUUUAGAGGAUGCUGGGGAGUACACAUGCUUGGCUGGCAACUCUAUUGGGAUUUCCUAUCACUCUGCAUGGUUGACAGUCUUUGAAGAUAAGUCUUCGUCAGAACAGAGAAAGCAGUGCCAAAACCAGACAUUACAGCCAAAUAAUAGCCAAGAGCUGAACAGACAGAAGUUUCUCUCUGAACACAAAGAGCUACUGCAGCGUUCGCCUCACAGGCCUAUUCUCCAAGCCGGUCUGCCUGCUAAUCGCACAGCAGUGGUGGGCAGCGAUGUGGAGUUUGAGUGCAAAGUCUACAGUGACCCGCCAGCAACUAUGCAGUGGAUCAAACACAUUGAGGUCAAUGGCAGGAAAGUGGGAGAAGACGGUUUGCCCUACGUCAAAGUCUUAAAGAUAAACGUCAACACUCUGCAGUUAAAGAAUGUGUCUUUAGAGGAUGCUGGGGAGUACACAUGCUUGGCUGGCAACUCUAUUGGGUUUUCCCAUCACUCUGCAUGGUUGACAGUCUUUGAAGAUGAACCCAGAGAGCAGUGUUGAUCCAGCAACAUUUAACUCUGAGAGAACUAUGAGAGAAGAAGCUAAAUAUAAAGUUUUUUUUUA